AUGAAGCUUACGGAAGCCAAGACGGACAGUCUUUUCCAAGACCUUGACCCUUUCAAAGCUGGGCGUCCUGGGCGUCCUGUAGUACAGAAAAGAUCGAGAUCAUCCUCAUCAGUCUCAUCGACUUCGUCUGCUUCAACUUGCUCAACGUCCUCUUCAACCUCACAGAGCAAUUCUUUUGAGUUUGACGGUUAUUUGACCAAGCAGCAGUCUUUCUGCGUUCCACUCAACGACCACUCCCCACGCCUCACCAGUCCCGUAAAAACACUCCACCGUCCACCUUCACUUCUCUUCCACCUCCCUAGAAGGGCGCAUAGUUAG
This is a messenger RNA of Wallemia ichthyophaga EXF-994, 318 nucleotides long. RefSeq lists its product as uncharacterized. Bases 1 to 318 code for a protein of 105 amino acids. The transcript has 2 exons. NCBI's taxonomy places the organism in Eukaryota, Fungi, Basidiomycota, Wallemiomycetes, Wallemiales, Wallemiaceae. The record is from RefSeq and is a predicted model, not a curated record.